This is a messenger RNA of Lasiodiplodia theobromae, 1887 nucleotides long. Its product is annotated as Electron transfer flavoprotein-ubiquinone oxidoreductase. Bases 1 to 1887 code for a protein of 628 amino acids. The transcript is spliced from 2 exons. The record is from RefSeq and is a predicted model, not a curated record. Gene Ontology annotation, molecular function: electron-transferring-flavoprotein dehydrogenase activity; iron-sulfur cluster binding. Lineage: Eukaryota; Fungi; Ascomycota; Dothideomycetes; Botryosphaeriales; Botryosphaeriaceae. Gene Ontology annotation, biological process: electron transport chain. Gene Ontology annotation, cellular component: mitochondrial inner membrane.
AUGGCGUCCAGGAUAGUUACUCCAUCAGCCCUGCGGCGCGCCCUCGUCCCGCGCAUUUCGCCCGCUCGGCUUUCCGCACUACCUUUUGCUGCGCCGACCACCCGCUCGCCUCUCCGCGCCUACAGACCAGCCCUUCGCGUCGCCGGCCAGAGGCGAACCCUCUCGAACACUGCCCGCACGCGCCUGGCCGAUGUCGACGAUUCCUUCGACCCCAGUCAAAUUGACCGCGAGGCUGAUCAAGUCGAUGUUUGCAUCAUCGGCGGCGGGCCCGCAGGCCUCAGCGCCGCCAUUCGCCUGAAGCAGCUCGCCAACGAAGCAGGCAAUGACGACUUCCGCGUUCUGCUAUUAGAGAAGGCUGGCGAGAUAGGAGACCACAUCGUGUCCGGAAAUGUCGUCCAACCUACCGCCCUAGACCAGCUCUUGCCCGACUGGAACUCGGAAGAGAACCCCAACCGCUUCGAGCACGCCACCCCUGCAAAGAAAGAGAUGAUGCGCUUCCUCACCUCGAACAAGUCCGUCUGGCUACCGGUGCCCCCGCAGAUGAACAACCACGGCAACUACAUUAUAAGUUUGAACCAAUUGGUCAAGUGGCUUGGCGAGCGUGCCGAGGAGGUUGGUGUGGAGAUCUACCCGGGUUUCUCUGCCUCCGAGGUCCUCUACACCCCCGAUGGCUCCGUCAAGGGUGUGGCAACGAAUGACCAGGGCAUUGCCAGGGAUGGCACCCCCAAGGAUUCGUUCGAGCGCGGCAUGGAGUUCCACGCCCGGUGCACACUCCUCGCUGAAGGCUGUCACGGUAGUCUGACCAAGCAGGUCGUCAAGAAGUACGACUUGAGGAGGGACUCGGAACAUCAGACCUACGGCCUUGGCAUCAAGGAAGUUUGGGAAAUUGACCCCGAGAAAUUCGAAUCUGGUCUGGUGGCUCACUCGCUCGGAUACCCGCUUCCCAAGGACACAUACGGCGGCGGCUGGAUGUAUCACUUCGGCGACAACAUGGUUAGCAUCGGUCUGGUUGUUGGAUUGGACUACCCCAAUCCUUGGCUCUCCCCUUACGGAGAGUUCCAGAAGAUGAAGCAGCACCCGUUCUACAGGAAGUAUCUUGAGGGAGGCAAGUGCAUCUCAUACGCAGCCCGUACCCUGAACGAGGGCGGUUUCCAGUCAAUUCCGAAGUGUGCAUUCCCUGGCGGCGCUCUAAUUGGCGAUACUGCCGGUUUCCUCAAUCUCCCUAAAAUCAAGGGUACACACACGGCGAUGCAGUCGGGAAUGCUGGCCGCUGAAGCUGCAUACACGGCUCUUAGCGCCAAUUCGGAUGACGGAACUAUUUUCCUGUACGACUACGAAGACAAGUUGCGAAAUUCGACCAUCUGGAGCGAAUUGAAGGAAGUCCGCAACAUGCGCCCCUCUUUCCACAACCCGCUAGGACUGUACGGUGGUGUUUUGUACUCGGGAAUCACAGCAUUCGUCCUCAAGGGCAAGGAGCCGUGGACUUUCAAACACGGGAAGCCUGACUACGCCGCCACUAAGCUUGCCGAUCAGAGCCAAAAGAUCGAGUACCCCAAGCCGGACGGCAAGAUCAGCUUUGACAUUUUGACCAGCGUCAGCCGCUCUGGUACCAACCACGAGGAGGACCAACCGGUUCACCUGCAAGUCAAGGACUGGGAUGCGCACGCGCUCAAGGAGUGGCCCCGAUUCAAGGGCGUUGAAAACCGGUUCUGCCCCGCCGGUGUGUACGAAUAUGUAGAGGAUGAGAGCAAGGACCUUGGCGUGAGGUUCCAAAUUAAUUCCCAGAACUGCGUUCACUGCAAGACGUGUGACAUCAAGGCCCCUUCGCAGGACAUCAACUGGGUUUGCCCCACCGGUGGCGACGGUCCCAAGUACUACAUGACAUAA